This is a messenger RNA of Symbiodinium natans, 1134 nucleotides long. The record is from the annotation of a GenBank genome assembly. Lineage: Eukaryota; Dinophyceae; Suessiales; Symbiodiniaceae.
AUGGCCGCGAGAAAGCGUCCGGCCAGUGAAGGCGCUUCGACCUGUAGCAAGAAGGACUGUAACGGAAUCAUUCAUGAUGAAGAUGCACGCGUGGAAGUGGCUGUUUCAUUGCGAGGGGAGCCAGCACAUGCGGACAGCAGGAUCACGUGGCAAGAUGGAGCCCCCAUGGCUUUUCACAGAUCCUGCUGGGACUCGUUGCUCCAAAAACGUGCUUCUUUGCCUCGAGAUGACCUUCAGAGAUUGCAGCUGGCAGCAGCGACUGCUGAAUACUUUGACUCGGCUCAGGAAUUGAGGCAAAAAGCACAAGAAGCAGCAAGCUUGCUCCGUCAGAGUUCGCGAGCCAUUUGCUUCACUGGCGCUGGGCUCUCCACUGCGGCUGGCUUGGGCGACUACCGUGGCAAGCGCGGAAAGUGGACCCUUGAGGGCCAAGGUGUAUCGGAGGCCUACACCACGGUCUACGAAGAGUUGAGACCCACCUUCGGCCACGAAGCUGUUGCCAAACUCGUGGAGAUGGGGAAGAUUCGAUACGUUAUCAGCCAAAAUGCCGAUGGCCUGCAUCACUUGAGUGGCAUCCCCUACACGAAGCUCUCGGACGUACAUGGCUCAGCUUUCACUGAGUACUGCCCCAGCUGUGGAAAGCGCUAUGUGCGUCAAGAAUAUGCCCCGGAGGAUCGGGCUGAAGAUUUCUUUGCUGGAAGGCUGCCAGGACCGAUGCCUUCCCACAUCAAGGUUUGCCGGGGAUGUGGCAGCAAUCAUUGGACUGGCCGCAGCUGCGAGGAUUGUGGUCAGCCUCUUCACGACACGGUCAUCAGCUUCGGUGAUGGUCUGGAGGAAUGUGUCUUGCGACCUGCCUUCGAGCAUGCAGCUGAAGCUGAUGCAUGCCUAAGUUUGGGAAGCACCAUGAGCAUUGGGCCCUCGAACCAGGUGGUGCUGAUCCAAAAGGGGCCGCUGAUAGUCUGCGUGCGUCAGGAGGGGUGCGCGCAUACGGAGAUUGCGAUGAGUUUCUAUACCAUCUCAUGGUGGACAUGCUGGGCGAAGAAUAUGCUGAAUGGGAGGCUUCCUUGGAUCAGAAGAAGAAGACCUACGAUGCGCAGCGGCCUGCUACUGGUAAAAAGCGUGGGGACAUUUUUGUGA